Molecule: messenger RNA, 609 nt
Organism: Branchiostoma belcheri (Belcher's lancelet)
Lineage: Eukaryota; Metazoa; Chordata; Leptocardii; Amphioxiformes; Branchiostomatidae
Exons: 2
Coding region: 1-609 (202 amino acids)
Source: RefSeq, a predicted model, not a curated record
AUGACAGAAGCACCAGAUGAUUGGAUCCAGCAGUAUCAGACCAGAACUGUUCCUGUGCCACCUUCUCUGACCCUGGGGGGUGAACCCGUGCCAGUUGUGGACGCAGCAAAGGGUCUCGGGUUUAUCCUUGACAAAGACCUCUCAUUCAACGAGCAGGUCCACUCCAUGGUGACUAAGGCAUCCCGAAGACUGUACUACCUCAGACUCCUCACAAAGCAAGGCAUGAGUGUUUCCGACCUCACUCAGGUGUACCUAGCCUUGAUCAGACCGGUGCUGGAGUACGGUCACGUGCUCUUAGUUGGCUGCAGCAAACAACAGGAGCUGGCUAUUGAGAGAGUCCAACGGCGGGCUUUACGGAUCAUCUCUCUGGGUGGAAGAAGGGAGGUACCCAACCUUCCCACACUCAGUGAACGACGAGAACUGGCAGCCGUGAAGCUUCUCAAAGCCAUGCUAAACGCAGACCAUCCCCUCCAUGACUUGGUGGAGGGACUGACGAGCACGGGGAGACCCUUAAGGAAUGCGGGAGGACUCAGGGUUCCUAUGGCAAGAACCUCCAGACUGCAGAGGUCAUUUCUGCAUCAAGCCAUCAGACUCUUUAAUAAUCAAUAG